AUGGCAAAGAUCUCCUUUGUGCUUCUCGUUGUCGCCCUUGUUGGCUUUCUACAUGUCUCUAAGGCUCAAAAUUUUAAUGAACAAGUACUUGAAAAGGACCUGCAUGAAGCGAGAAACUUGAUUGAUGAGGACUUGAAAGAAAAGGAAUCGAACCUUAAGAACUUGGAGACCCAGGUGAGUAUGUUAAACAAAUCUGAGAUGAUGUUGAUUGAACUCGGAGAAGCUUACAAAAAUGGUCAGAGUCUUGAGCCUUUCGGGAUUAGGCUAAAGAAAUUCAACAGGAAGAUCAAGCAGGCGCCAGGGGAAGUGAGAUACGUAUCCGUAAUCCAAUCCAUUUUAAAGGAUUUGGGAUUAAACGGAGGGAAAGAUGAUUGA
Molecule: messenger RNA, 375 nt
Organism: Thlaspi arvense
Lineage: Eukaryota; Viridiplantae; Streptophyta; Magnoliopsida; Brassicales; Brassicaceae
Source: the annotation of a GenBank genome assembly